Molecule: messenger RNA, 294 nt
Organism: Aspergillus brunneoviolaceus CBS 621.78
Lineage: Eukaryota; Fungi; Ascomycota; Eurotiomycetes; Eurotiales; Aspergillaceae
Exons: 1
Source: RefSeq, a predicted model, not a curated record
GCCUCCCCGGGCCAAACCUCCAACGUCGCCAACCCGCAAUCCAGCAGCCCGGAAUCGCAAUCCAUCAACGUCGCCCGCGGCAAGCAGGCGCGCCACGCCGACACCCCCGACAGGGCGUCGGUGCAGUCGCCCAUCUCGUCGCAGUUCGGGCCGACGAGCGAGGCCCACGAGGGCGAGGAGCAGACCUCCGCGGACGCGCAGAUCAAGAAUCACCCUGGGGAGUCGGAGGCGACCAAGCGGCGGAAUGUGGAGAGGGCGGGGGAACGGCCUUUAGGGGCGGAGGAUCGGCAGUAA